Molecule: messenger RNA, 1134 nt
Organism: Venustampulla echinocandica
Lineage: Eukaryota; Fungi; Ascomycota; Leotiomycetes; Helotiales; Pleuroascaceae
Exons: 5
Coding region: 1-1134 (377 amino acids)
Source: RefSeq, a predicted model, not a curated record
AUGAGAGACCAGGUCCAGAUCACUGAGAAUAACCUCAGUCCAGCUAUUCAAAUAUGCACAGUCAUUUUCAUCAUCCCAACCGUUCUUGCUGUGGGAGGACGCAUUUUUACCAAGCUUGCCUUUGUGCGAAAACUAGAUUGGGAUGACUAUAUGGUCUUCGUGGCUUUCAUCUUCAGCCUUGGGCAAGCGGCAACUGUUUUUUUAUGUUGCGCCAACGGCCUUGGACAACCUUGGACUACAUUGUCGGAUUCGCAGAAAAUUACAUUCCAAAAGUCAAGUUAUGCCUCGGGGCUUUUACUUAUAUGGACCCUGGUCCUUACGAAACUCUCGAUAAUAUCAUUCAUUCAGAAUUUGACUCCCAAUACCCUCGAAAUAACAGUUGGACAUUGCAUGGGUGUUUUUCUGGUGUUUUGGGGAUUAGCUUCUGAAUUUGCUGCAGCAUUCCAAUGUUCAGUUCCCAAUGUUUGGAAACAGGAAGGGAAUAAGUGCUUCAGUAUCAUACUCUUCUGGGAAUGUUUUUUCAUUCUGAACAUUUUUACUGACUUGGUCCUUAUCAUCUGGCCAGCAAUUGUUAUCGGCAAAGUUCGCACAGGUUGGCAUCGGCGGAUUAUAAUUAUCAUAUGUUUUGCGUGCCGAUUCUUCGUAAUUGGAGCCAGUAUAGCACAAGUUAUCUUCUUACAUCGAGCAAGAGGAUCGCAUGAUUUGACAUUUAGCUCCUGGCAGCUCGCGAUAUGCACACAACUUAUGCAAUGUCUGAGUAUCGGUACGGCAUGCAUCCCAUAUCUUCGGCCAUUCCUAGAUAGUCUUGAGUCUGGCUUGCUCAGAAGUGAUGACCUCCGACGCCGAGGAAUGGUGGGUGCUUACGGCUACGGAGGUACCCCAAGCAUGUUCUCUUCUGGCAAGAAAACAAUAAACACCUCGAAAACCUCGAAGACUUCGAAGAACAGCCACUCACACAUAAACCCUUCGACAGACGAAAUUCCUUUAACGCCUAGAGUUAAGUGGGGUGCUGGAAGUUCCACGAAAAUCCAAGCUAAUCCACACCAUGCUUGGGAUAAUGAAACGAUUUCAAGUCGAGCCGAGAUUACACUUUCCACUACGUGGUCAGUAAAGGACACUCGGGGUUCGGGAUGA